AUGGCGAGUUCACCUCCCAUGUGGGAUGCACCCGAUGUGCACUUUCGUAACGAAGAUAGUCAGCCUGUUGAUGACCUGGAACUUCGAGAAGUUGAGCUCGCCUACUAUUUUGCUGCGCUCCGUUGUCUUUGUCCAACCUACGACUAUUCUCGCGUGCACAUCGACUGCGAUUGGGAAGUCUUAGCAAGCCUUUACAGUAUAUUCCCCCUAGAAUCGAAAGACCAGUAUGAUCCUAGACGGCAUGCACACGGGAAAAUUCCAGCAAUGUUCACACUUCACACAGUGUCGAACACGUUGUUCAUCCGAAGAAGACCGUCGCCUGACGUCGAGCACGAGCAACACGCCAAGGCCUCAUUGCGCGAGUUCAUGCCAGCUGCUACUACAUCUGAUCACAACAUUCCUGCUAGCGCAAGGUCCGUGUAUAGUGUCGAAUACGAACUGGGACCUUUUAAAUGUGUCGUCCAUUUUACCCCAGAUGCAUGGUCACAUGAGGACGCCAUCCCUCGAGAUACUCGCUUCGCGCCGAAUCUGCACGGUAAAACCGCAACUGGAGAAAAGAGCAAUUCCGAAUCGCCUAUCCAAGUUCAACAAGUCGGAGAGCAUGUAUCGAUUUCCGAUCUGCUGCUUGUACAGAACGUGCAAGAUGCGAAGGGAAUCGAAAACUACCCGCACCUUCCACCAAAAAGAGCUGCGCGACUCAGAAACAAGAUCGUGCACCAAAAGCACCGCAAGGCAGGCCACCGCCUCUGGUGCAAAGUUUUCUUUUCGCGGAUGCCCAAGACUUACCGGGUGACACUCGAGGAGUGGACGAAGCGCUGUCUUAAAGUUUCGCCUCACAACAACGAAUUGAUGCCCACCGAGGUAGAGAUCGAGCACUUGCGCCGCAUGUUCUCCCUUCUUGUCGCCCUUAGGGAGGCGACGAAGUCUUCGAAAACCAAAGCUUGUGUCUUGCAAUUGUCGAAUGGGCAGGGUACAUGGGAGCACGCGGAGACCAAGAUCGACCUGUGGGAGCCGAUAUUCGAAGAAACCGCCUCACGCGCGCAUGACGUGCCCAAGCAUCUUUGUGUGCCUCAGCAGAUAGUUUCCGACGAAGAUUAUCGACAGUUCUGGCUUGCGAACAGUACAGAGCUUCAUGAGAAUCAAUCUGGGCAGUCACAGGUUUAA
This is a messenger RNA of Didymosphaeria variabile, 1164 nucleotides long. RefSeq lists its product as uncharacterized. The record is from RefSeq and is a predicted model, not a curated record. Lineage: Eukaryota; Fungi; Ascomycota; Dothideomycetes; Pleosporales; Didymosphaeriaceae. Bases 1 to 1164 code for a protein of 387 amino acids. The transcript has 2 exons.